AUGCUACCAUUCCGUGAAGCCAUGGACGAUGAGCGCAUAGAAACUGCAAAACUCUUACUGGACCACAUGGAUCUCAGCACGCUCCCAACGGACCAUGAUGGACAAGCUACGUUCAUAUGCAUUGCAGCUGCCUCUGGCUCCGAAACACUUGUAGAGCGAUUGCUCAAACAUGGCUGUGAUCCAGAAGCAAUUAUCAAGACUUGUGGUGACCUUGCUACAUUUGGACAUGUGAGAGUGUUAGAAAUGCUGCUGGAUCAUGGUGCUGCCCUCAAGUAUCCAUAUCUAGCAGCCGUUUACUCAAGGCAAAUGCAAAUUGUCAAGUUAUUAUUGGCAAGAGGGGUAGACCUGAAUUGCUGGCGAUCCGAUGGUGAAAAUGAUAUAUUGUCUUCUGCCGCGGCCGAUAAGUCUAUGUUCAAAUUCCUGCUUGAACAUGGCGCUGAUAUCCGGGUCGAUAAAGAUGGCGACUCUCUGUUGAGGGAGGCAAUUCUCCGUAAUAAUCUAGCGGUCGCUGGGAUGGUGUUGGAUCGGCGAGUGAAACCAGAAGAUGAGCGCAAAGUCCUAGAGAGGGCUGCGACAUGGGACACAUCCGGCGUGCUUGCGUUGCUUUUCCAGCGUGGAAUUGUCUCUGGUCGAACCAAGUACUAUCGCUCAACGAAAGCAGUAGAGCUGGCAUUAGAGGCACACAAUGCCCCUGCCCUCAAAAUCCUGCUUGAGAAUGGAUGGUGCCUUUUUGAUUCUGAGUUAUACCGCUCACAUCAGCGUGAUGGAAGCCAGGACAUCAUUUAUCAUGCUUUUCAAGCACGCUCCCCUGAGGAAAUUGAAAGUAUGCUCGACAUACUAUUCAGCAACGGCGUUCAGAUUAAUAGGACAGUCUGUAAUACGACAAAUAUAUGGUUUCCUAUCCUCGAACGGGAUGCGUACAGCCUGAAAUUACUCCUGGGGAGAGGCGCAGACCCUCUUCAUCUCACUGAAUACAAUGAAAUCCCACUGUUUUAUGCAGUGAACCGGAACUUCGCUGCAGGAAUCAAGCUUCUACUGGAAGCAAUUGUCUCUUCUGAGAGGAUUUCGCGAAGGAAGCUAGCAGAGGAUGUGCAUUUUGCUCUGGCAUGGGCACUUAAUGGCGUUAAGUGGGACGCUGCAAGAGUCUUGCGGCGGUUUUACUACCAUGACCUUGACGGCACAGCGCUAAUAGCACCUCCAUCCCAUAGGCAAGUAAAGGACAAGAGGGACAUGGACGAACAGGAAUGGGCGAUGAAGUAUUUCGGCCCCGACAUCUAG
Messenger RNA from Aspergillus glaucus CBS 516.65, 1278 nucleotides. RefSeq names its product ankyrin repeat domain-containing protein. The transcript is spliced from 2 exons. Gene Ontology annotation, molecular function: protein binding. The coding region runs from base 1 to 1278 and encodes 425 amino acids. Lineage: Eukaryota; Fungi; Ascomycota; Eurotiomycetes; Eurotiales; Aspergillaceae. The record is from RefSeq and is a predicted model, not a curated record.